GUGUAGUGCGUUGAUUUCAUACCAAAGUCAUACUUUACAUUCCAGUUAUACUGUCAAACUUCUGAGAAAUAUUGCGGAAAACAGCAAGGCGCCAAAUUAUAACAAAGUUACCUAAAAGAGCAGCUGGUCUCACAGGGAAAAAAAUAAGGUGACUUCCAGAAUAAAAAAAGCUCACACACCUGGAUCCCAAACUUCCAGCUUUGUGGGACAUUUACAGCGACCGGCACCGAGAGAUUUGGAGGAAUCCCUUCAGCCUGGUGUGGAGCUCUGCAUCCCAGAGAUCUCUUACAGACCCUUUGGCAUCGGGGCUCGGGGUUGGGCCCAGGAGGAGCCGCCACCAUUGCGUCCAACGAGUGGAGCGCCAACGGUAGCCCAGAAGAUGGGCUGGACGGGGACAACGAGGACAAGACCAUGGAGGGGGACGCCGAGGGCGUUUGGAGCCCGGAUAUCGAGCAGAGCUUCCAGGAGGCCCUGGCCAUCUACCCUCCCUGUGGCAGGAGGAAAAUCAUCUUGUCAGAUGAGGGGAAGAUGUAUGGUCGCAAUGAACUGAUAGCGAGGUACAUCAAGCUCAGGACGGGGAAAACCCGCACAAGGAAGCAGGUGUCUAGUCACAUACAGGUGUUAGCACGGAAGAAAGUUCGUGAAUACCAGGCGGGUAUAAAGGUUUCUAGCCACUUGCAGGUUCUCGCCCGGAGAAAAUCUCGCGAGAUCCAGUCAAAGCUAAAGGAUCAGGCGUCCAAAGACAAAGCCCUGCAGAACAUGGCAGCGCUGUCGUCUGCACAGAUCGUUUCUCCGAGUAUGAUAAAGAAUCAUCUUCCACCACUCUCUCCUGCCCCGUACCAACCAACCAGAUUCUGGCCCGCUCCAAUCCCAGUGCAACCGGGACCAUCUCAGGAGGUGGUUCUAGGUCUCAACCAGGGAAGGAGUCUUGGGCACUGCCGCACCAGCCAUGCCAUCAAACCCUUUGUACAGACCCCAUACGUGAACCUACAAGGUCCUGUCCAGCAGAGUAUACCAGCCUAUGAGCCUCUGGCACCUCCGCCUGCGCCAACAGCUACGGCAGUCCCAGUAUGGCAGGAUCGGACAAUCGCUUCCUCCAAGCUGCGGAUGCUGGAGUACUCGGCCUUUAUGGAGAUCCAGAGAGACCCGGACAACUACAGCAAACACUUGUUUGUCCACAUUGGACAGACCAACCCCUCGUACAGCGACCCCCUCCUCGAGGCUGUGGACAUCCGGCAGAUCUACGACAAGUUCCCUGAGAAAAAAGGGGGGCUCAAAGAGCUUUACGAGAAAGGCCCCCAGAAUGCUUUCUUCUUAGUAAAAUUCUGGGCUGACUUGAACAGUAGUGGCAUGCCAGAUGGCCCAGGAUCAUUCUACGGUGUCAGCAGCCAGUACAGCAGCACUGAAAACAUGACGAUCACUGUUUCAACCAAAGUCUGCUCAUUUGGCAAGCAGGUGGUCGAAAAAGUUGAGACGGAGUACGCCCGGCUGGAGGGAGGAAAGUGUGUUUACAGGAUCCACCGCUCUCCUAUGUGCGAGUACAUGAUCAAUUUUAUCCACAAACUCAAACAUUUGCCUGAAAAAUACAUGAUGAACAGUGUUCUUGAAAACUUCACAAUCCUUCAGGUGGUGACAAACCGAGACACCCAGGAGACCCUACUUUGUAUAGCAUUUGUUUUUGAGGUCUCCAAUAGUGAGCACGGGGCUCAGUAUCACGUCUACAGACUUGUUAAAGACUAACAACACGUUUGGGAGGUUCUGGAAAGGCCAGACAAAAGCACGACGCAAUCUCUCUUUGACCACCUCAAUCAUCCAGGAAAAACCACAACAAACCAGUCAAGCAACACUAGACCGAACUAACGUGGACAAAUUUCCAGCUUUAAAGAAAUUACGCAAGGAAAGAAAAAAACAAGCGAAGAAUUUUUGUGGAACUGUGGACAACCAGCUUUUUUUUUUUUUUCCCAUGUGUUUUAAACAUGAAAACAAUGAAGUGGAUCACUUUUUCUCAAAUGUAACUGAUGGAGCAUGACAAGUUUUACCGAGGGAAUGAGAAUGUGUUUAAGACUCUUACAGUAAUCAAGGCAAGAUGCCCUGAGCUGGGAGAGAAGUGUACGAUGGAUUGAAAAGUGGAGAACAUAGGACCACGGAGGGGGGGGGGGGGGGGCCGGGAACCAGAGGCAAGUGGUUUAGGUUUGUUAGGAAAGCAAGUGCCUCUUCACCAAAGGUUAUAUCGUUACCUGCCACUUUGGAUUGCCUUUUUUUUUCUUUUUUUUUUUUUUUUUUACUACCUCUUGUUUUUAAAUGAAAGAAAAAAAAGUCAUACAGAUGUGUUUUGUCACAAAAAUAUUGAACAUAAAAGAACCUAGAUCCACAUCUCUGGAUGCAGUUUUUGUCCUCAGGCACAGAGAGGAAUAGGAUAGCUAAUAGUCCAUUUAACCAAAAGAAAUAAAAUUAAAAUAAAAAAAGGCCAUGUGUAGAGGGGGAUGAGUAAUUGUGUUGCCGUGUUAUUAAGGUUUUGUUUUUUUUUCUAUGUUAAUACACAAUUUAAAAUCAGGUCUUACAAACACCUAGAGUAUCUGUAUUUGACUCCAGAAAUGUCUCGUAAAAUUGCUCUCCUGACAGGAAGCCAGGUUAGCCUUUCUUACAGAACCCCCCUUGUUUCCUCUCUGUUUGAAGACGUGUGCUUGGAUGCACUUAAAAAGAUCAAGACGGGGUUUUUGCAGCAACAGCAGUGCUUAUUUUCAGCCUUGAUGUAUGUAGCGUAUUUGAAUAAAAAAAAAAAAAAGAACUGUUUCUGUACUGUGAGUUAUAGUGGAUUCUAAAGGAAUAUGUGUUACAGAGAAGUUUUUUUGUUUUGUUUUGGGGUUUGUUUCUUUUUUUUUUGGGGGGGGGGGGGGGACUUUUUGUUCAUAUUUUUGAUCAAAUUACUCAACACAGAGACCAUAGUUAACAGGGAGAGAAGUUAGGAACUGUUUCUUUUGUUUAAAAAAGAGAUUUUAUGCUGUGAAACUGGUUCAUUUGCUUUUCUUUAUUAUCCAAGUAAUGCCUGGAGAAUUUGCAUUCGUGGAUAAAAGUUCAGUUUAACAUUUAAGACAAAUUUUUUUACACAAGAAAAACAAUUUUUAAAUUGGUCUAAAUUCUCAUCUUGAAUUCGAGCUAUUGUCUCUGUAGAGUUUGACCAUUGAUUGUUAUUUAUGGGGUUGGAGAACAAAUAGCGGGAGGGUCAGGGUGGGGUGUUUAUCAUUUUACCAUUGUUAUGGAUUUGUUAAAAGUAUUGCAGGACUCGCAUUAGUGACAGGAUACCCUGUCAAGCCACGGGUCCUGCUAGACAAGUGUCUAGUCGGUGUGGUUCACUGGACAACUUUGCUAAUAAAGUGCAAAUUUAAGAUAUUUUGGUGGCAUAAUUGCACCUAGCUUUGAAUGUCAUGUUUCACACACUAGAUACAAUAACACUCCUCCUCUCGUAGGCCUCUCAGUUUAUCUUUUAUACAGAACUUUUUCUGCCAUUAUCAAGAUUAAUGUUUUGUUUUUGAUUCUGUUGUCUUUGACUUUCAGUGUUUGCCAUAUGCUUCACUGAAAAUAUUGUGUGAUUGUGCUGGUAUUGAUAAGUAAUAUGGAGAUAUCUAAUGUAUCAUAUUCUAAAUGGUGUGGGCAGUUUUGUUUUUGUUUUGUUUUUUCUUGGUUUAAGGUGGUUUACUAUUGUCUUUGUUACCAUUGUGCAUUGCAAUUUUAUACUUAAAAGUAGAGGUUGGACUAUGUAAUCAACAAAUGUAUCUAACAAUACAAGACGCAUGGUGCCUUUGGGGCCAGUUUCCCCAGUAAACUUAUUAAACAUGUUUGUUAA
Cololabis saira (Pacific saury) is the source of this 3844-nucleotide messenger RNA. It is a transcript of the gene tead3b, whose product is annotated as TEA domain family member 3 b. The coding region runs from base 412 to 1740 and encodes 442 amino acids. Gene Ontology annotation, biological process: embryonic organ development; hippo signaling; positive regulation of transcription by RNA polymerase II. The transcript is spliced from 15 exons. Lineage: Eukaryota; Metazoa; Chordata; Actinopteri; Beloniformes; Belonidae. Gene Ontology annotation, cellular component: transcription regulator complex. Gene Ontology annotation, molecular function: RNA polymerase II cis-regulatory region sequence-specific DNA binding; DNA-binding transcription factor activity, RNA polymerase II-specific. The record is from RefSeq and is a predicted model, not a curated record.